GACUCACGCAGUGAUUGGCGGGGGCCCGGGCCUGGCGGAGUAGGGGCGGGGCCGGAAGGUGACCGGCACCAUGGCGGCCACGCCGCCACUGCGGGACCGCCUGAGCUUUCUGCACCGGCUCCCGAUUCUCCUGAAGGGAACGUCGGAUGAUGAUGUCCCGUGUCCGGGCUACCUGUUUGAGGAGAUUGCCAAGAUCUCCCACGAAUCCCUGGGCAGCAGCCAGUGUCUCCUGGAGUACCUGCUGAACCGUCUGCACAGCGGCUCUGGCCGCGUGAAGCUCAAGGUGCUGAAGAUCCUGCUGCACCUGUGUGGUCACGGCUCCUCAUCCUUCCUGCUCAUCCUGAAGCGCAACCCUGCCUUCAUCCAGGAGGCCGCGGUUUUCGCGGGGCCCCCGGAUCCUCUCCAUGGGAACAGCUUGUACCAGAAGGUGCGGGCGGCCGCCCAGGACUUGGGGGCUGCCUUGUACUCGGACGCCUUGUCACCUCCGCCUCCUUCCCAGCCUCCCAGGACCCUGCCUCCGGCAGGCAUGGGCUCCCAGUCCAGACCCCAGAGCACCCUGCAGGGCUUCGGCUACAGCAAGGAGCGGGGUCACACAGGCUCCGCGGGCGAAGCCUUCCUGUCCACCAUCCAGAAAGCUGCAGAGGUGGUGGCCAGUGCCGUGCGCCCUGGGCCUGAGAGCCCCAGCUGCCAGAGGUCCCUUCCGCGGGGUGACGCCUACCAGCCGGCUGUGACACCUUCAGCCAGCCUCGGCACCCCCGCCUCCGGGAGCCCUCUCCCCAUGGCCAGCCCAGGAGCGAGAGCGCCUUCGAGCAGCUCUGCAGCCCGUCAGGGCCCAGAGGCAACAGGGGAGCCCUCCGCAGGGGCCAGGCUCCAUGCCAUGUGUGUUCUAGUGGUGCACCGUGAUAUGGGAGGGAGCGACGACUGCCCGUGCCCUCCGCCUCCACUUCUGCCUCUCCCAGAAGCACCGUCCCGUUUGCCUGGCUUGGAAGAAGAAUGUCAGCACUUGCUGGGACUUGAGAGCUGCUGUGCUGGGCACUGUCCCCACUGCCCUGGCACUGCAUGGCCUCCCACCCGCCUGGCGUCUGGCAUCUGUGUUUUCUGGGCAGCAGUGAGACACCAGCCCGGGCAAGCCGGAGGUGGCUGGGAUGAGCUGGACAGCAGUCCCAGCUCUCAGGAUUCUUCCCAGGAGAACGAUGACCUGGGCAAGGCCUCGGACUCGGGCAGUCGGUCGGGCAGUGACAGCCCCUCGGGGGCCAGCCGGGCACCUAGUGACCUGGCAGAAAGGGUUGAGGCUGUGACCUUGAGUGACUGCCAGCAGGAGCUGAGCCUGGUCCGGACUGUGACCCAGGGGCAGCACACCUUCCUGAGCCGAGAGGAGGUGCAGCACUUCGUCAAAGAGUGUGGCCUCCUCAACUGUGAGGCUGUGCUGGAGCUGCUCAUCCGCCACCUGGCUGCCACCAGUGAGCGUGUUCAGAUGAGAGCCCUGGGUGCCAUCGCCUCCCUCGGGUGCACUGACCUGCUCUCUCAGGAGCGAGUCCUGCUCCUCGCCCGGCCUCGGCUGCAGGAGCUCAGUGCGGGCAGCCCCGGACCCGUGACCAACAAGGCCACCAAGAUCCUGAGACACUUUGAAGCCUCCUGCCGACAGUGGCCCCCUGCCCGGAGGCCCCCAGCCGAGCCUAGCCCUGCAGCCGCCCGUGUGGGCCCAUCAGACCUGCUGACCGACACCCUGCCUUUCACCGGGGGCCAGGCCUUCCUACAGCCUCUGAGUUCAUCUUUGUUUUCACCCAAGGGCAGUAUGCCCCCAUCAGGGCUGCAGCCCAGCCCUGUGCCCCCAACGUCCCCAGAGAACUGCCCCCUUCCAGUCCCUGGGGCUGCCAGGGAGGCUGAGACCAGGCUGGCAGGUUCCAGAGACCAGGGGGCUGCAUCUGAGCAGGGCCUGCUCUGCAUGGACACCCCAAAGGGAGGGCCAGAGAUCACCCUGGGCCCCGGCCACAGCUGCAGCUCCUUAUUUGCUGGCAUGGAACUGGUGGCCUGUCCCCGCCUGGUGGGGGCUGGGACUGCUGCAGAGGAUCCCCUCCCAGCCCACCAGGCUCCCUGGACGUUGUCACAGAGGCUGGCAGCAAAAGAGCCUUCCAGCUCUGAGCCGUCAGCUUUUGCAUUCUUAAACUCAUGAUCUUGUCCACCUGGGCCACAUGCAGUCUGUGUGCUCCCUGGCCUGUGACUCCCAGGACCCUGUGACUUUGUGCUGUCCCCUAUGCCCACAGCCCCCGAUUCCCCUCUCUGUGGUCAGCCUCACCCUCCCCUGGCCUCUUCCCCUCACCCACUGAGGCCUUGGUGUGAGCAGCUACCCAGCCAGGCGAGCUUAGAGUGGAUGGCUCACCCAGGGAUGAGAAUGGCCGCAAGUAAAACCCAGGUGAUAUUUUAGUCCAUGCACCAGCUAGAGCCAGACCACCACUGUGGUAACGAGGUGCCCAUGGGAGCUGCUCCUCAACUUUGCCCCUAAGGUGGGUUUCCUGUUUUUCUGCUGGGAGGCAGGACCCCCCUCUUACAGCCUGCCCUCUGGGUUUGAUGGCCCAGGAGCAGCGUCCCCGAGCACUCUGCAGGAUUUGCAGGGAGGGCAGGACAGGCCCAGAAAGAGGAGCCGAGCACAAGCUAAGCCUGGCAGCUGGUGGGCCCUGGGGUGCCGGAUCUCCCGCCUCAUGGCCAUCUGCUCUGGCGGGUUGAGCACACCGUCCACUUUUCCCAUCUGCCAGAGGGACGAAGGGAGGGCAGUGGGGCAGACAGCAUGACGUGGCCUGCUCAGAGGGCACUGGAGGGGAGCUUACGGGAGAGGCCUGGUGACGGAGCUUGGAGACCCCACACCCAUUGAAAUUGGCCCAAGUCCCCGGGAUCCUUGUGGGCACACAGAGAAGGGUACCAGGGGAAGACGGAGAGGACCCAUCUGCAGGCUGAGCCCAGGCCCGGUCUCCAGCCAAGCUUCUGCUGUUUCCAGGCGACAAUCCUGAGAGGAGGAUCCCAGGGCCACCUCACUCAUUCCUCCACCCCCACCCUGCUGUCUCCUUGGCCAGAGACUGGCCAUUUGGACUUGAAUUCCCUUAGCAGCAGGCAGGCAGGCACGGAGCCUUGCAAGCAUUGACCUUGGGGUCCCCUGGGGAAACCCCUGCCUUCCUGGCCCUCAGAAACAAGGAUUUUUUGGGUCAGUUUGGAACCACUGCUUGGGUCUUUGUUUUUGAGCUCAGAUCCCUCCCUUUGAGGGAGGGGGGUGUUGUAAGCAGCCUCCCACCUUCUCGUCCAUCAGGAUUAGGGUCUGGGUAGGGUUAGGGCAGCAUCAGGUCCCUGUAUGACCCGUGUCAUCUCCCCACUCCCGUGACCUCUGCCUGCAGACUGUACAGCCACCUCAGAGCUAGGGCUGUGGUCGCUCUGGGGAGAACUGGGGAUGGCCUGGGGUCAUACCUCCCACAUAAACACUGCUGUUCACAGGAA
Molecule: messenger RNA, 3483 nt
Organism: Dama dama (fallow deer)
Lineage: Eukaryota; Metazoa; Chordata; Mammalia; Artiodactyla; Cervidae
Gene: TEPSIN
Product: TEPSIN adaptor related protein complex 4 accessory protein
Exons: 14
Coding region: 71-2173 (700 amino acids)
Cellular component (GO): trans-Golgi network membrane
Source: RefSeq, a predicted model, not a curated record